This is a messenger RNA of Mycotypha africana, 1482 nucleotides long. RefSeq lists its product as uncharacterized. Gene Ontology annotation, biological process: GPI anchor biosynthetic process. Gene Ontology annotation, cellular component: glycosylphosphatidylinositol-N-acetylglucosaminyltransferase (GPI-GnT) complex. Lineage: Eukaryota; Fungi; Mucoromycota; Mucoromycetes; Mucorales; Mycotyphaceae. Gene Ontology annotation, molecular function: phosphatidylinositol N-acetylglucosaminyltransferase activity. Bases 1 to 1482 code for a protein of 493 amino acids. The transcript is spliced from 5 exons. The record is from RefSeq and is a predicted model, not a curated record.
AUGGUGUCAGACUUCUUCUAUCCAAAUAUGGGUGGAGUAGAAAGUCAUUUAUACGAGUUAUCGCAACGUUUGAUACAAAGAGGCCAUAAAGUCGUUAUUAUCACCCAUGCUUAUGGUCGCAGAACAGGCGUUCGUUAUUUAACAAACGGUCUGAAAGUUUAUUAUGUCCCAACUCAAGUCAUUUAUGCAGAAGCCACUCUACCUACUAUUUACGGCUUCUUUCCUCUAUUUCGACAUAUUGUCAUCCGAGAAAGUAUUCAAAUUGUGCAUGGUCAUGGCGCUUUUUCCUCGCUAUGUCAUGAAGCUAUUUUACAUAGUAAAACCAUGGGAUUAAAGGCCGUAUUUACAGAUCACUCGUUGUUUGGAUUCGCCGACGCAUCUUCUAUUUUGACCAAUAAGUUAUUGAAAUUUACGCUAAGUGAUAUAGAUCAUGUUAUCUGCGUCUCUCAUACAAGUAAAGAAAAUACAGUACUAAGAGCAGCUUUAUCACCAAGACAUGUGUCUGUUAUACCUAAUGCUGUUGUAGCCUCUCAGUUCUUACCGGAUCCUACUCGACCAGAUCCAAACUAUAUUACCAUCGUGGUCAUCAGUAGACUUGUUUAUCGUAAAGGCGUAGAUUUGUUGAUCGCCAUUAUACCGCGUAUUUGCGAAAUGUAUAAACAGGUGCGAUUUAUCAUUGGCGGUGAUGGACCCAAGCGGAUCGACCUGGAGCAGAUGAGAGAAAAACAUUUAUUACAUGAACGAGUAAAAUUGUUGGGACCUAUAAAACAUCAUGAAGUGCGAAAUGUAUUGAUUCAAGGAAACAUCUUUUUGAAUACGAGCUUGACAGAAGCGUUCUGUAUUGCGAUAGUGGAAGCGGCAUGCGCAGGAUUAUUUGUUGUGAGUACAAAAGUAGGCGGUGUGCCCGAAGUCUUACCCAGUCAUAUGAUAAAUUAUGCAAGCCCUGAGGAGGAUGAUUUAGUGAUAGCUGUUUCGAAAGCAAUCCACAAAUUACGAUUUGGAAAGGUUGACCCAAGCAAAUUCAACGACGAGUUGAAAGAGAUGUACAACUGGUCUAAUGUAGCAGAACGUACAGAAAAAGUCUACGCCUCAGUUUACCAAACCAGAAAUUCACCAUUGAUUGAACGGCUAAGACGCUAUUACGGCUGUGGUUUGUAUGCCGGGAAAAUAUUUUGUAUGCUGAUGGCCCUGGAUUACUUGAUAUGGAAGUACCUGGAAUGGGUCUUUCCUACAGAUGCAAUAGAGGUAGCAGAUACAUUCCCUUACCAAAGAUAUAGGCAUGUUGAUAUAGAUUCUUUAAGCAGCAGUAGCAAUCGAAACAGUACUUAUAAAGAGUAUCAAGUAGAGGAUGCUUGCGUAAACAACUGUGCUAAUACGCACUUAAACAAUUCAUCGCCUACUUCAGCUAUUUAUAUGUUGGAUGAUGAUAGCAAUAAAGUGUUGAGCGAUGCUAUUAUAGUAGAAGAAGAAGAAGAAGAAUAA